UGUCGUUCACGAAGUACACACGGAGACGGCGGGGCUGUGCUUCAGUUGCCAGUGCGUUCUCUCAGUCGCACAGCUCUGCGAUGCCGUCCCGCUUCUGCAGCCACAUGCCUGCCGACUCGCGGGCUACACACACACACCACACAAGACACGACACGCAGACAGGUUGCCAAUGGUUGGUGUGUAUAUGGGCGUCUCUCUGUGCGUGUCUGUCUGUCUGCCUGCCUGACUGACUGACUGACCGUGUUCGAGCAGGUCAUCGGCCUUUGAUGUGUCCACCCCGAUCAUCUUCUUGACCUGCUCAAGCAGCUCCUGCACGCAUACAUGCGGCACAUACAGGUCAAUACUUCGCCACAUCCGUGCAUUCACUGCUGUCUGCAUACCCGUCUGGGGAGUUCGUAUAUGCCCUGUCGCUUGUACUGAGAGAUGAUCUGCUGAACCAUACCCAACCUAAGGGACACACAGAGACAGAGUGAAAUGCGGGCGUGUGUGGGUGUGUCUCUGUGUUUCCCUCCUCCCUCAUACUGUGCGCCGAGUCCCUUGCCACGCCGAGUGCGGCCCGUGUCCGUCUUGUGCACCUGCACACACACACAGACCAUAGCAAAGGACAGAAGAGACACCGAUAGACACAACGCCUCAAUGGAUGCAUGUAUGCGUGUACGCCGGUGUUGGCAAGACUGCCGUCUCCUGACCUGUGCGAUGGGUUCGUUGUGUGUGAGUGCUGUCUGGGAGAAGAUCUCAAUGACGUCGCGAACAUGGCCGGCGCGCACCUCUUCACACAGAUCGGCACGAGCACGGGCCUGCAAGUGAGAGAGAUGGAGACAGAGACAAGUACGGGUGGGUGUAAUGGCUGCUGUGUGGUUGGCCCUGCCUGCCUGUGAGAGUCUGAUGAGGGCCUCCAGCUGACGAGUGGUCACUGGCAAGGUGCCUGAAACACCGAAACGGAGAAACACGAUGCAAAUGGACGAGACACUGUGUUCCAGCCCGCCCUCCCGACCAGAUUGGCUGUGGUGGUCGCGCCUCAGCUUCAGGAAGUGGUUGCGAACGAGACGAUACGCACCCUCCGUCAUCCUGCACACACACAGAGCGAGCGGGCCUUCCCUUGCCUCCUCUGCGCGUGGGCCGAUACACGCACUUGGGGUGCACGAAGCUUCUGGCGUAUCUGACGUAUGUCUGGAAGAGGGCGGCCGGCAGCAGAUUGGCGGCGUUCUUCUCCUGCUGCCUGCACCGGGCCUCCAGGGAGGCGUCCUCAGCCGAGCCGUCGCCGUCAGCGAUGGCCAAGGCGCCCAUACCGCCCCGCAGCUGAACACACCAUGGAUGCACACAUCCUUGAUGGGUGGAGACCCCUCUCUCUCUCUCUGUGGUGGGUUCGUUACUUACCUUCAUGACGUGAUGGGACAGCUGAGUGGUGUCGUGAUGGGCGUGGGCCUCGUCCCUGAUGGAUGGCAGGAGAGGUGAGAGUGGGGAUGUGUGUGUGUGAGAGAGGGCGAUGCCUACAUGAGUAUGAAGAGCAGGUCAAAUCGGCUCAGCAGGGCGUGCGACAUCUUCAGGUUCUCACCCACUGUCUUGGCCAUCCUGCCAAACACACAUACGCCCCAGGGGUGCAUAUCGUGUGCAGUGAUACGUGCAUCCGUACUGGUAUUUGCCCUCCUUUGGGUUUGCCGCCGCGCACACGGACGCCCUUGCGCAGAGAGUGCAGACGAUGCCGGCCUUGGCCACAGACACCGUCUGCUGCUCCAUCGCCUCCAACAACGCUUGCUGAUCGACACACAGAGGAUACAGCCCACCGACCCAUCCCCAGGUGUGUGUUGGUCACCCACCCACCCACCUGUUCUGUCCCGAGUUUGUCUAGUUCGUCGAUGCAGCAUAUGCCCUGGUCGGCGAGCACCAGCGCCCCCGCCUCAAGGGCAAAGUCGCCCGAGCCGGCCUCCUUGAUGACCGACGCCGUCAGACCGGACGUGGACGACGCCUUGCCACUCACAUACACACCUGCAGAGAGACAAAACGACGUGCACACACACACAUAUCGGGGGAGGGGGGCUCUGUUCUGUGUCCACACCUCUGUCACUGAGGUUUGCGACGGACCGCAAUAGGCGCGACUUGCCCAGGCCUGGGUCACCUGCACGACAACAUGAUUCAGACAGCCAUCGAUGGAUGGAUGGAUGGACGUGGGAGUGUUUUGUGUGUCGGUCUCGUCACUGACCGACGAGUAGGCAGUGAAUGUCGCCCCUCUUGCGGAGUCCCUUGCCGUCAUCCGUCAGCUCCGCCACGCCGCCCAGAAGACACAGCACCAAACCAGCUGGACAAAACAACACCAAACAGCACCAUGGAUGGCCCAACAAGGAUCGCACGUGUGUGUGUGUGUGUGUGUGUGGACAUUUGACGAGUUGUUUGCCGAAUAUGGACGGACACAGCGACGCCACCAGCAGCUCGAACCGAUGCGGCUCCUCGUAGAUCUCGCGGAUGAACUGAAACGACUGCAGCACACAUGGACAGGACCACAACACGUACAAAAUCCAGCACCGCAACCCCCCUCCCCCUGACCCACCUUCUCUGUCCACACAUCCUUCUGAUCUGCGAUGUCAUCCGUCAGGUCGAUCACCUCACCACCACCAACGCCAUCAGCACCACCUGGCUGGGAGGCGCGGCGCCGCUGCUUCGCCUGAUUCUCGCGCUCGUAGUCCUGCAUACACCCAACAACACCACACAUGCCGACCCACGAACGCUCUGGUGUUUUCGUGUGGGUGGUUGGGUCAGCUGACGAGGCAGAAUGUGUCUGCGAUUGGCGGGGCUUUGGCGUUGCGGCCGACGCCGAGUGGCAGCUUGAGGCCCUUGGUCUCUCGCGCCUGCUGGGCGUGGAUGAUGGAACACACGUCAAUGUAAAAGACAAAGUCAGCCUGGCGGGCAUUCGGACGACCUGAACAGAAAGGACACGUGGGCGUGGUUGGAUGGGUGUGUUGGUUGGGAGGGGAGGGAAGGGGUACUAACCGAAUGGCUGCAGUUGCCCGGCCGCGACUGUGUUGCCCUUGACGAUGCCGCACACCGUCACCACAUCACCCGGCACACACAGAUCCACCAAGCCGUACCUCAACUGCACACGCCACACACCAACACCACAGAGAAACGUACAUGGACCCUUCCAUCCUCCCAUCUGCCUUGUGGCUUACCUCACAGUCGACGGUGAGAGGUUGCCGCCCCGCCCCGCCCGUCGGCCCCGCUGCCACCGCAGCACCAGCACGACUGACGCCUGCAGAGGCUGCGGCCUGCGAUGGCGCCACCCCUCCUGCCAUGCUCACUCCGUCGUCUGCCGCGUCCAUGCCGCCCCCUCCCCCCUGCUGGCGGCUCUCGAGGAAGCUCGUCAGAUCACACAUCUCCUCCUGCAACCUGAGCCGAAAGGAUAACCGAGUGUGGGGCGGGAUUGUUGUGUCCGUGUGUCGUGUGUGCCAUGCCACCCACCGUAUUUGCUGCCAGCCGAUGGAGUCGGUGUCAGUGAGCUCGGGCGCGAACCAGCGGCCGUAACACUUGUCGGUGGGGCAGUUGGUGGGCGGGUCGUAUCUGACGUGAAUGAAUGACACACACACCGACACACAUGGAUGGAUGGAUGGAUGGGCUGGUUCGUUCGGUCUGUCUGUCGUCUUGUGUGCUGACUUUCCGUUGUCCGAGAUCUUGCGUAUUCUGGCGCAGCACUUGUUGCACGUGUAUGUGACGGCCGAGAGGAGCGGUUUGGAGCUCCACACGCGCACCACACUGCCCCUGACGGCCACGAACCGCCCCAGCUGACCCGACCGCAGAUCCUCCAGCUUCAGCAGCGGCUUGUAGUUGUACACGCGAACCUGACCACACAUGCAUGACACAUCGAAUCGCUUGACAUCUCCCGUCCCCUCCCCCUUGGGGUGUGUUUGUCCCUCACCUCCACUUUCUUGGUCCUGGAGAUCCACUUGACCCUGGCCUCCUCAUCCAUCCCGUCAAUCGUCCCAUAGUCCACCCGCCCACGCCCUCCCACUAUCACGUACCCAUCAUCAUCACUGCCCCCGCCCUGCCCCUGGCCUGGGCCGUUGCCACUGCCAUUGCAAUUGUCAGUGUGGUCCAUGAUGAGCCAGUGGAGUGCGCACGCCAUGCGCUGCAGGUAGGUCUCGGGCUGCUCGGCGAACCAGUGCUCGAACUGGUGAGGGGCGCUGCGGGCACACAGGGCCUGGUAGUCGAAGUAGUGCUCAUACGACACCUUGAGAGUUUCCUGAAGCAUGACACACAGCCAGCCAUUGCCGGUGCAACCAUUUCAACGAUGCCAUUGCUGCGUCCCACGUACGAUGUCGAGUGUGCUGAGAUCUUGGAAGAAUCGUUUGAAGCCCUCCACCUCAGUGAGCAGCUGAGUGCCAUUGCUCAAGUCGGCGAAGUACAGCGGCAGUAACUUUGAGCCGCGGAGAUGGCUGCUGCGCGCACCUGACGGCGCAGGCGGUGCGGCGGGAGGGGGAGAGCCACCGAAACGCCGCAUUGCGAUGAAUCAAC
Messenger RNA from Vitrella brassicaformis, 4503 nucleotides. The record is from the annotation of a GenBank genome assembly. NCBI's taxonomy places the organism in Eukaryota, Vitrellaceae.